Molecule: messenger RNA, 1712 nt
Organism: Argentina anserina (silverweed cinquefoil)
Lineage: Eukaryota; Viridiplantae; Streptophyta; Magnoliopsida; Rosales; Rosaceae
Product: pentatricopeptide repeat-containing protein At5g42450, mitochondrial
Exons: 1
Coding region: 76-1590 (504 amino acids)
Biological process (GO): RNA modification
Cellular component (GO): intracellular membrane-bounded organelle
Molecular function (GO): protein binding; RNA binding
Source: RefSeq, a predicted model, not a curated record
UGUAGUUUUGGCUCCAACUUCCAAGGGUUUAAAGCUCCCCAAUAUGCCUACCACCUACUACUUCCCUUAAUCGACAUGAAACCCAAAUUGUGCAGAUACCCUCUUUCUCAAUUCAUACAAAGGACACUUCACACUUCAAGUCCGAUUGAAACCCAGAAAGCUAAUGCCCAUCUUCUUGGACAUGCAAGGACCUCUGAGGCAAUGUUGAAUGCCCACCAAGUGUUCGACGAAACGCCUGACUUAAACGUGGUGUCGGCCACAACGAUAAUAGGUAGCUUUGCUCGGCAGCACCAAUAUGAAGAAGCUGUAUACCUGUUUUCCAGGAUGCUUGUGUUGAAUGUUCGACCCAAUGAGUACACAUUUGGCACUGUCAUUCACUCGUCGACUGCGCUUGGAGAUUUGAAUAUUGGCAAGCAACUUCAUGCAUUUGCAACAAAGAUGGGUUUGCAUUCAAAUGUGUUUGUGGGGAGUGCAAUGUUGGAUCUUUAUGCCAAGCUGAGCAGUCUUCAGGAUGCUCGAAGAGCUUUUGAAGAUACUCAGAAGCCGAAUGUGGUUUCCUACACUGCAUUGAUAUGUGCUUAUCUGAAAAAGGAGAUGCUUCAAGAUGCUCAGGAGCUUUUUCGAGUGAUGCCACAGAGGAAUGUGGUUUCAUGGAAUGCUAUGAUUGGCGGGUAUAGCCAAACAGGCCACAAUGAAGAAGCUGUGAAUCUUUUCAUUGAGAUGCUUCGAAAUGGAUUGGUGCCGAGUCAAUCUACUUUUCCUUGUGCAAUAAUUGCAGCUGCUAAUAUAGCAGCGCUAGGAAUUGGCAGAAGCUUUCAUGCCUGUGCUGUCAAAGCUUUGGGUGAGUUUGAUGUGUUUAUUAGCAAUUCUCUGAUAAGCUUUUAUGCGAAAUGUGGGAGCACGGAAGAUAGUCUCUUGGUGUUUGAAAGACAUAGGGGAAGAAAUAUUGUUUCUUGGAAUGCCGUGAUCUGUGGUUAUGCUCAAAAUGGUAAAGGCGAGGAAGCCAUAAUCUUUUACGAAAAGAUGAGGGUCUCAGAUUGUAAACCGAACAGUGUUACACUUCUCGGGUUAUUGUGGGCUUGUAAUCAUGCUGGACUUGUUGACAAGGGCUACUCAUAUUUUAACCAGGCAAGAAUGAAGGACGCUGGCCUCCUAAAGCCUGAGCAUUAUGCUUGUAUGGUUGAUAUGCUCUCGCGCUCAGGGUGUUUCCGACAAGCUAAGGAGUUCAUUAGUGAUUUGCCUUUUGAACCAGGUAUAGGGUUUUGGAAGGCAUUGCUUGGUGGCUGCCAAAUCCACUCCAAUAUGGAAUUGGGGGAGUUUGCUGCAAGAAAAAUCCUGGCUUUGGAUCCUGAAGAUGUGUCAUCUUAUGUUAUGAUCUCUAAUGCACACUCUGCAGCUGGAAGGUGGCAUAGUGUGUCAACAAUAAGGAGAGAAAUGAAAGACAAAGGGAUGAAGAGAAUUCCAGGUUGCAGUUGGAUAGAAAUCAGAAGCAAAGUACAUGUAUUUACCACUGCCGAUAAGAAUCAUCUCCAGAUGGAUGAAAUCUAUACUGUGUUAGAAAUUCUGUAUAGAGCAUUUGAGGGAGAAUGAAUCAAGAGGGAAAAAAAGUUGCCUCUGAUGAUAUCUAUUUAUCAAUUUUCUCUACUGCACCAACAUUUAGCUGGAGUCAGUUUUAAGCUAAAUGAGCUUCUGUGCAAGCAAGUUGAGGAAGC